AUGAUCCUUCAUACAAGCUCAGUCGUGCUGGCUGCGCUGUAUGCCGGCUCAAGCCUUGCAGCCGCCGACUCCCAAAGACCACUGCUAAAGGACUUUGACGCUCUGGGCGCUUGGUUUGAGGAAGUAGCCGCUAUCAAUGCCACUUCUGGCCUUCAAGAUGCCGAGCAAGCCAAGAACACCACCGUCGCCAUCAUCGGAGCGGGUAUCACGGGCCUAGCCACGGCCCUUAUGCUCGAUAGUGUUGGUGUGCACAACUGGGAGAUACUCGAGGCUAGUCACCAGAUCGGUGGACGCUUGCGGACUAUAUACGUCGGAAACACCCAAGAAUGGGCAGAAAUGGGCCCUAUGCGUCUUCCAUACAAGAUCAAGUACAAGAGUGACAAUGCGACCCUCGAGUACUCUGAUCAUGCCAUGACGUUCCAGCUCGCAGAUUGGCUCAAUGAGAUGAACGAGGACAGUCACACCGACCUGAACAUCAGCUUUAUCCCCUGGAUCCAACACUCGCCUAAUGAGUUGCUAGCGUUGGGCACUGGCAGACAUCCCGAUGGCAGCAUCCCUACUCGUGCCGAUAUUGCCGCAAAUUCGAGCCUUGGCAAGCCAGCACCAAUGAAUACACAGGAGUACAAGGACGUCAAAGCGAAGAUGAGCGAGAUUCUUCUUAACGAAGAAACACUCAGAGAGAUCCAAAGAGACGUAUGGAGAGUACACGGGCGCGCUAUGAAGAGAGGACUCGACGAUGUUAGUCAGCAAAGCAUGAUGCGCAAUGUUUGGAACGCGAGCGCCGAGGUAGCGGACGCCAUUCACGGUGCUACUGAUUACGACGUCUUCUGGGACGAGAUGCAUCACAACUCGAACUUGGCACAGGAUGGCAGCAAGGGCACCUUGGGCGAGACAGAGUGGCGAUGUGUCGAUGGCGGCUUUAGCCGCUUCUCUGAUGCUUUCCUACCACACGUCCAAGACCGCCUCGUCCUAAACCGUCAGGUCCGGGCGAUUGAGGCUGUCAAAGAUGGUCAGAACAUGGUCACAGGCACAAAGGUCUCUUGGGUCGACGUUGAUUCCAACAGAACCCAGACAAAGCCAGGCCCUCAACAGAGCAAAACUUACGACUAUACAAUGCUCGCAGUGCCUUUCACCAUGACGCGAAUGAUGCGCCUUCCGUCCUUCUCGCCCACGCUGUCGCGGGCGAUGGCUGAGCGUGGCCUCCGCUUUAAAGACGCCUGCAAAGUUGGAUUGCUCUUUAGCGAACGUUUCUGGGAGAAAGGUGACCGUCCCAUAUUUGGUGGUUACUCAACGCCUCCUGACGCAGCUGUUGGAGCUCUCUACUACCCAGUGUACGGACAUAACGAGUCGGGGCGCCCAGGUCUCAUUCUGCACUAUCGUGGAGGCGAUUGGAGCAGCCGUUUCGCCAGUCUCAGCGAGGAACAACACGUCAGUAUGGUCCUAGACGCUAUUGCUUCUUUACAUGGCGAGCAAGUUCGAGAGCUAUACACGGGCGUCUAUGAGCGUUUGUGCUGGCUGGACGAGCCAUUCAUCGCCACUGCUUGGACACGCCCGGAUGUGGCUCAGCAUGCGUUGUAUAUCCCGGCAUACCAUCAGACUGAGUCGAAUGUUAUUGUACUCGGUGAGCAUACGGCUCCCACACAUGCGUGGAUCAGCUCCUCUCUUUACUCUGCCGUUCGUGGUGCCGUUCAACUAUUGCUUGAGAUUGGUUUAGUCGAUGAAGCUAAGCAGCUGAACCAACGGUGGAUGGGACGAUGGAUUGAUAUGGAGUAG
Molecule: messenger RNA, 1773 nt
Organism: Colletotrichum paranaense
Lineage: Eukaryota; Fungi; Ascomycota; Sordariomycetes; Glomerellales; Glomerellaceae
Product: L-amino-acid oxidase
Exons: 1
Coding region: 1-1773 (590 amino acids)
Biological process (GO): amino acid catabolic process
Molecular function (GO): L-amino-acid oxidase activity
Source: RefSeq, a predicted model, not a curated record